CGACAUCAAAGAACACCUCUUCCAACAAAUCUACUUGUACAACCAAUACUCCGCAGCAUAAGGAACCUCGAACGCCUCGGGCAUGCCCUCGCAAGUCUUAGGCGGCUGUCCACCAGCGGUGUUCAACCGAUAAACCUCCUUAAACACCUGCCCAUCAUCAGACUUAGCAUCAAGUCUCAGCCACGCCACAGGUCCAUUCCCCGAAUUAUACGGCCCAGGAACCGCUGUAUCAGGCGCGGGAGUCGAGUCGCCCUUCUUGAACGCGCCAUUGCCGUAAGCGUGAGCGCCCGUAUCGAGGUCGAAGAAAGGCGUCUUGUCGUCGGUGAAGUAGUGGUGGCCGGACAUGCCUUGGUAGAGCGGGGAAUUGAAGUCGGCGGUGUUGGGGAUUGGGAGAUCGAGGGCGAUGGGGCAGAUGCGGGAGAGCAGGUCGGGCAUGUCUGCUGCGAGGCAGGAGACGUUGAAAAGGGUUGCUACGGCUCCUGCGGCGACGGGCGCGGCGGUGCUGUUGCUGAGGUCGCAGGUGUAAUUUUGGGAGCCGCGGCCGAUGGCGACGUGGCCCAGGGUGAGGCCUUCUGCUGGGGGUGGGAGUGGGAUGGGUGCUGCGUUGGGGUGUUAGUGGGUGUUGGAGAUGGAAAUG
Messenger RNA from Scutellospora calospora, 637 nucleotides. The record is from the annotation of a GenBank genome assembly. NCBI's taxonomy places the organism in Eukaryota, Fungi, Glomeromycota, Glomeromycetes, Diversisporales, Gigasporaceae.